This is a messenger RNA of Salvia splendens (bonfire salvia), 634 nucleotides long. RefSeq names its product PLASMODESMATA CALLOSE-BINDING PROTEIN 5-like. Bases 30 to 557 code for a protein of 175 amino acids. The record is from RefSeq and is a predicted model, not a curated record. The transcript is spliced from 3 exons. Lineage: Eukaryota; Viridiplantae; Streptophyta; Magnoliopsida; Lamiales; Lamiaceae.
UUUCUCUGUGAUCAACACUCUCUCGAAAAAUGGAUCCGUCUCAAUUACUCUUUGUCCUUUCAAUCUCCCUGGCAGUAGCCAGUUCCGUGCAGGCCCAAGGUGAGGGAGCAGCGGUGGCGGCGAGGCAGCUAUGGUGCGUGGCGAAGAACAACGCCGAGGACGCAGCCUUGCAGUCAGCCCUUGACUGGGCUUGUGGGCCAGGCGGGGCGAAUUGUGGGCCCAUACAAAAUGGUGGGCCCUGCUACGACGCGUCCGACGUGGCUCGAAUGGCCUCCUUCUCCUUCAAUGACUACUACGUCAAGAAUCACAACUCCGGCGACGACACCUGCAGCUUUAGCAACACUGCUGCCCUUACUGACCUCAACCCAAGCUACGGAAAUUGCAAAUUCACCUCUAGGUCAGGCGCAAGUAGUAGUGGGAACUUUAGUGGAGCCGUGUCGGAUACUGCUGACUUAAGCAGUAGUAAUUCCAUUUCCAUAGUUGGAUGUCGGUGGUUGUUGGAUCCGCUUUCAGUUCUCAUCUUCUGCUUUAUUUAUAAUUUGUGGAAUUCUAAUUAGUUAAGUCCCAACUCUGCUCAUUGUAUUUUAGUUCAUUUGUUUAUUAAUCAAAGUUUGAGUAAUGUGAUUUUGAUCUA